UAUAGUAAAGUUUUCAUUUGGUAAAACCAAAAUCUCCCUCUGAAAAUCUCUCAGUUUUUUUUUUUCUUAAAAAGAAAACUCAAUAAAGCAAAUUUGAAGUUAUACAUAUAUUUUUUGUAAAAUUCUUUAUGAUAUAAUUGCUAAUUAUAGCUCCAAUUUAAUUUUUAUGACGUCUUUGCUGUAUUUUUUGCUGGGUUUAACGGAAUUUCGGUGGCAAAACAAUUUUCAUAGCUGUUUUUUUCGAUGAGCUUUGAAGGUAUGAGAGGGUUUGUAUAUGAAGUAUUUCGGUUCUUGAAGAAGAAGCAGUUCUCACUUCACUUUAGCUGACAAGGAUUUAUGAAAUAUUAUGUUGGUGUCACAUCUUCCUUAUCAUCAGUACUUUUAGAUCUGGUUGGCAAGGAGUGUAUCAAUGAAUAUUGUUGGUGACGAAGACAAAGAAAUGCUAGAUGAGGAAAAGGCUAUUGGAGAUGGAAUUUUUCGUGAGGGAUUAAAUGUAGUUAAGGAUAAUGAGUUCAAAAUUGGUACGAUCAGUAAUGACAGGAUAGAAGAGAGGGAGAUCACAUUGCAAGCUCAACAUGGUGUGAAAUUGCAAGAACAACAACAGAGUCAGGGGUCAGCAGCCUGUUGGCAGCAAUUUCUUCAUGUCACCUCCAUUAAAGUGCUGCUGGUGGAGAAUGAUGAUUCUACACGACAUAUUGUCUCUGCUUUACUUCGAAAUUGCAAUUAUGAAGUUAUAGAAGCAGCUAAUGGAUUGCAAGCUUGGAAGAUACUGGAAAACCUGACCAAUCACAUUGAUUUAGUGUUAACAGAGGUUGUAAUGCCUUGCUUGUCAGGUUUAUGCCUCCUAUGCAAAAUCAUGAGCCACUACACACGCAAAACUAUUCCUGUUAUCAUGAUGUCAUCUCAUGAUUCAAUGGAUUUAGUCUUCAAGUGUUUGUCAAAAGGUGCAGUGGACUUCCUAGUAAAACCUAUACGGAAGAAUGAGCUUAAGAACCUGUGGCAGCACGUGUGGAGAAGAUGCCACAGUUCUAGUGGAAGUGGGAGCGAAAGCGGCACUCAAACCCAAAAAUCUAUAAAAUCAAAAAGCAGUGAGAAGUCUGAAAACAACAGUGGUAGCAAUGACAGGGAAGAUAAUGGGAGCGAUGGCCUAAAUGUUGGUAACAGCAGUGAGGAUGGGAGUGGCACACAGAAUUCCUGGACAAAGCAAGCUGUUGAAGCUGAUAGCUCUCAGGCAGUGUCUCCAAUGAAUCAGCUACUUGAGUGUCCAGACAGCACUUGUGCUCAGGUUAUUCGUUCAAAUGCAGACACCGCUGCUAACAAGAAUGCACAAAUAAAUGCCAAGAGGAAAUGCCAAGAAGAAGAAGACCAUCCUGAUUCUAUUGCAGAAGAACCCUCCCUCAAAACCAUACCAAGAUAUCAGAAGUCACAGCCUGAAAAUGCAAUUCAGGUUCCAGCCAAACUUGUUGAUGCAGAACAUAAGACACUGCCGGCAAUAAAUUCCAAGACGAGAAGUUUGAAGAUGGAUAAACACCAGGCAGAUCUAGAUGGUAAUUUUCCAUCCACUGAAUAUCAUGAUGUGACUGCUGAGACACCUCAUCCUCGGACCAACAGCAGAAGGCUGAACAAAGCUGUGCAGGUAUUAGAUAUCAAUAAUUCAUCCAUUGGUGAGUCUAAAGAGCUAAGUUUAAAAAGGCUAAGAGGACCAAAAGAACCAGAAAAAACUGCUCAAGAUGAUCGUAAUGUUUUGAGAAGAUCAGAUCUUUCAGCUUUCUCAAGGUAUAAUUCGUCUUCAAACCCUACGAGGACUCCUGAUGGGAUUACACUUAGUAGUUCUUUAAUUAAUAAUGGCCAGGAAGUUGCCAAGAACGAAUCAUGUGAUAUUCCAACUCAUACAAAUGAGAAAUUUUUAAAUCCGAGUGGAACUGGCAAUGUUAUAGAUAAGGGGUCCACCACUAAUAAGCUUUCUGAGGAACCAUUACUUUCUAGAGAUAGGGCAGAAGCAACAUCAACAAUUAAAGGUUUGUGCUCAUUGUCAGCUUUCAAGCCUGCAAAAGUUGACUUCAGAAUCUCCCCUCAGCAAGUUCCACACAUUAAGCUUAAGCCUUGUAAUACACAAGCUACAGACAAUCUUGCCCUGGGAGGCUCUCACAUUGACAUCCUAGUUCAUCACUCUCAUCAGCACCACCACCACCAUCACUUCCACGACCUAGAUCAAGAUUGCACAUCCACCCAUGUAGAUUUCUCAUUGAAGAAACUAAUUGUAGAUGGCCCAAGUUGUAUUUCAUCCAACAUUCUAGCUAGGCCUUGUGAAGGGAACCCUGAAUAUCACAGUUUGAACAGAAGUGCUUCGGGAAGUAACCGUGGAAGCAAUGUGCAAGAUGUAAGCUGCACAGCUAUAAAUGCUGGAGGUACAAAUGGGGAAAGUGAUAAUGGGUUAGCUGGCAAAAAUGAAAGUGGUGAUGCCAGCGGCAGUGGUUGUGGAAAUACAACUGAUCCUUCUGAACUUGUCAGAGCAGCAGCCUUGACCAAAUUUCAGCAGAAGAAGAAAGAUAGAUGCUUUAAGAAAAAGCCACUCAGAAAGUGAAAGGAGUGUCUUCUGUGCGUAGGGAGUUGCAACUUUAGAAGGAAUGAGGUUGACCUGAUAAGGGUACAUAAUGACGACCUAAAAGCUAUGUGGAAAAUGCCAUGCAACAAUCAAGAAGUUUUCAUUCUCUGUUAUUUUGCUGAAUUCAAAUGGCUAUACCAUCCAUUUGAGUUUGGAUGCCAUAGCAGCAGUUAUCUUUUCUUCCUUGAAUUGUAUCAUUUGUUUGAUAUCAAAACAGAGUGAGACUAGCAGAACAGUGGCCACAUGUUCGAGGACAAUUUCUGAGGCAGGCAGAGCAAAAGUAACCCAAGGAAUACUGCAAAUCAUCAUUUAGACCAUACUUCCUGAUCUUGCAUGCAUUAAGUUUGUUUGUUCAUUAUAGUAUCUUGUAGUGUGAGGAUCUUACUCCUGUGCAACAUAUAGUCAGAUUUAACCAUAUUUUUUUCCUGGCAGACAUUGAUGUGCCAAUCAUUGCCACUUGUGAUAAGAGGUUUUGCAUUUAAGUGAAUUGCUUUCUAUAAUAACUACCUAUUAUUCUCCA
Messenger RNA from Capsicum annuum, 3125 nucleotides. Its product is annotated as two-component response regulator-like APRR7. NCBI's taxonomy places the organism in Eukaryota, Viridiplantae, Streptophyta, Magnoliopsida, Solanales, Solanaceae. The coding region runs from base 410 to 2584 and encodes 724 amino acids. The transcript is spliced from 9 exons. The record is from RefSeq and is a predicted model, not a curated record. Gene Ontology annotation, biological process: cytokinin-activated signaling pathway; phosphorelay signal transduction system.